This is a messenger RNA of Camellia sinensis, 700 nucleotides long. RefSeq names its product 14 kDa proline-rich protein DC2.15. The record is from RefSeq and is a predicted model, not a curated record. Lineage: Eukaryota; Viridiplantae; Streptophyta; Magnoliopsida; Ericales; Theaceae.
ACUCCAUCAUUUCCCCCAACAACAUUCUCUCCCCAAAAAAAAAAUAAAAAAUUGUAAGAGUUUUUUAGGUGUCAUUUGAGAUGGCUUCAAAGGCUCUCCUCCUCCUCUCCCUCAACCUCCUCUUCUUCACUCUGGUGAGUUCUAAUUAUGUCCCAUGCCCACCACCACCACCAAAAACUCCCAAGCAACACCACAAGCCCCCAUCUCCGCCCGCUAAGGCCACUUGUCCUAGAGACACCCUAAAGUUGGCUGUUUGUGCUAACUUGCUUAAUGAUUUGGUGCACCUUGUCAUUGGAACCCCACCCAAGACUCCAUGCUGCACCCUCAUUCAGGGUCUCGCUGAUCUUGAGGCUGCUGUUUGCCUUUGCACCGCCAUUAAAGCUAAUGUGUUGGGAAUUAACCUCAAUGUUCCUAUUUCAUUGAGCUUGCUGCUGAAUUACUGUGGAAAGAAUGUCCCAAGUGGCUUCCAAUGUGCUUAAUUAAAGUUUUUGUAUUGAUCUCAUAAUUAUAUCUCUUCCUCGUAAACUCUUCCAGUGUGUUGUUGUAUGAGGAACGAUCAUAUGGGUAAUCGUUUGAGAUGUUACAACUUGAUUUAUAUGUCCACCAUAUUGUUAUUGUUGUAUCCUUGUUCAUGAAGGAGAAAAUAAUUAAGGGUUGCAGGCUUUCAACAUCAAUAAAAUGCGAUUAUUGAUUCUUGUUA